AUGUCAGCCCCUGCCAAAUCUCGAUGGGCAGACGAUAACCCGGAGACAGAGGCCGAACUCCAGCGGCGCAAGCAGGAGAAGGAGGCAAAGAAGCGCGCAAAGGCAGAGCGACAGCGACUCAUCGCAGAAAGGCAGCAGCAGCAGCAACAACAACAACAACAAACACAACAAUCGACGGAGCCCAGUGAUAAACAGCCGGAUAAGCCAGAAAAUGGAAGUGAACCGCCUACUAAACGACGCCGGCUGUCGAAUGAAACCCCCGACGAUGCUGGCGCUGCACCUGCACCACCGGCAAGGCUGCUGCAGUUUCCAGCCCCGGAAUGGGGGCCCUGCAGACACAUCGACAACUUCGAGAACCUGAAUGCAAUUGAAGAAGGAUCCUACGGCUGGGUUUCGAGGGCCAGAGAGACGGCCACAGGCCAGAUCGUGGCCAUCAAGAAGCUCAAGAUGGAGAACGCGUACGAUGGAUUCCCCGUCACCGGCCUGCGCGAGAUACAGACCCUGCUUGCCUCGAGACACCCGCAUGUCAUCCAGCUGCGUGAAGUGGUCAUGGGCGACGCAGUGGACGACGUUUUCCUGGUCAUGGAUUUCAUCGAACACGACCUCAAGAGCCUACUAGACGAGAUGAGAGAGCCCUUCCUGCCCUCCGAGACAAAGACGGUCCUCCUUCAGGUGCUCGGUGCAGCUGAGUUCCUGCACUCACAUUGGAUCAUGCACCGGGAUCUGAAGACUUCGAAUCUACUGAUGAACAACCGUGGGGAGAUCAAACUGGCUGAUUUUGGAAUGGCGAGGUACUAUGGCGAUCCACCGCCGAAAUUGACGCAGCUGGUUGUUACGCUGUGGUACCGGGCGCCAGAGCUGUUGUUGGGAGCAGACAAGUACGGUACCGAGAUCGAUAUGUGGAGCAUUGGCUGUAUAUUUGGGGAGCUGUUGACCAAGGAGCCUCUGCUUCGUGGCAAGAACGAAGUAGCCCAACUCUCAGAGGUAAAUCUUCUGUCUUCCCUACCGUCUUUCGUCUCGUUAGAAAUAUUCGCCCUUACCGGGCCACCAACAUCCCAGACAUGGCCAGGGUUUCGCUCCCUCCCUAACGCCAAAUCACUUCGUCUCCCACCGUCUUCUUCUGAUCCUUCUGGCCCGGCCAUCCCGCUACUAUCUCGCUCAAAGUUUCCCUAUCUUACUUCUGCAGGCCUAAGUCUGCUCUCUCACCUGCUCGCGCUCAAUCCGGCAGCCAGACCAACAGCAAAGUCAUGUCUGUCCCACCCGUACUUUCGUGAAGAUCCCAAGCCAAAGCCCAAAGAGAUGUUUCCUACCUUCCCGUCCAAGGCGAAUUUGGAGAAGAGGCGGAAGCGUGACACCCCCGAGGCGCCCAGGAGGGGGGAGGAAGCACCUAGGCUGGACUUUGCGAAUGUUUUUGGGGGAGGCGAUUCUGGCUCAACAGAGGCUGGAGCUGGCUUUUCUUUGAGAUUGGGCUAG
Messenger RNA from Trichophyton benhamiae CBS 112371, 1473 nucleotides. RefSeq lists its product as uncharacterized. Gene Ontology annotation, biological process: regulation of mitotic cell cycle; protein phosphorylation. Bases 1 to 1473 code for a protein of 490 amino acids. The record is from RefSeq and is a predicted model, not a curated record. Gene Ontology annotation, cellular component: nucleus. The transcript has 3 exons. Lineage: Eukaryota; Fungi; Ascomycota; Eurotiomycetes; Onygenales; Arthrodermataceae. Gene Ontology annotation, molecular function: ATP binding; cyclin-dependent protein serine/threonine kinase activity.